Molecule: messenger RNA, 763 nt
Organism: Onthophagus taurus
Lineage: Eukaryota; Metazoa; Arthropoda; Insecta; Coleoptera; Scarabaeidae
Gene: Chchd3
Product: Coiled-coil-helix-coiled-coil-helix domain containing 3
Biological process (GO): inner mitochondrial membrane organization
Cellular component (GO): MICOS complex
Source: RefSeq, a predicted model, not a curated record
UUAAGGUUGCACGUUUGUUAACAUGUAAAGAUGGCUGUGUGAAUCUGACAGUUCAUAAAGAAAUUUUUUGGCAGUUUUAUUAAAGAAAUUGAAAUGGGUGCUCAACAAGGGAAAACGAGGAAGUUGACCCUUGAAAACGACGACCCUACCAGUGUUAUUAAAGUAUCCGAUGAUGUAGUUCAACGGCUUCGAUGUGCCGAAGCUAAACGGCGCGGUUCAAGUGGACAAGCGCCCCCACAACAAUUACACAGUCAUCAGAUAAUUUCAAACAAUCCUCCUCCUCCAUUCUAUCAUUAUGAGCCAACAUUUACAUCCUUACAAAUUCGGCAAGAAGCAGCUGAGAAACUUAGAAAAAAUGACGAAUAUUGGACAAGGAGAAUACAUGAUUUAGAAAAAAAUAAUGAAAAGAUGAGAAUUCUCAUGGAAGAGGAAUACAAAAAAGCUAUGGAUGAAAUGAAUUCAAAAACCAGUAAAUCACCGUUUAGCGAAAUGCCUUGUAUUAUGAAUAGAAAGAAAGUGAUGGAAUGUUAUCAGCAAUAUCCUAAUGAGCCAAUGCGUUGUGCCAAAGAGGUACAGGCAUUUGCUGCUUGUGUAGAUAUGAAAAGUAUCAAAGUUGUUGAAAAUAAACGUUAGAAAAUGUCUUUUGUGCAGUCAUGGUACACGGUUUGUUAAGUACCUAGUCGAUAACUGUAAAUAUAUCAUUAUUUCCUUAUUAGUUAUGCUUUUUUUUAUAAUUAAUAAAUUUAUAAAAGUUCUUAUUGCA